Messenger RNA from Naegleria gruberi, 1431 nucleotides. RefSeq lists its product as uncharacterized. The coding region runs from base 1 to 1431 and encodes 476 amino acids. The transcript has a single exon. Lineage: Eukaryota; Heterolobosea; Eutetramitea; Acrasida; Naegleriidae. The record is from RefSeq and is a predicted model, not a curated record.
AUGCAUUCACAGCCUUCUGAUAAAGAUAAGAAACUCAUUAUCAAAACUCUUGUUAGUAAAGAUAGAGAUACUGGAGAUUUCAUUCCACCUGCUCUAAUCAGAGUGUUGGUUAAGGGUUAUGAUUUCAACGAGUUUCCACUCGAAAAAUUCAUGAAUAAUUUAGCGAACAAGAACCAUCCUAUCUUCUUAUUGAAAUCUAAUGGAGUUUGGGUUUUAUUGAGAAGCAAGGAGGCAUUCUUGAAUGUUAUUUGUAGCAUGUUGGAUGAUUUUAGUUUCCAUCACAUUGAUAAGACUGAAUUUCGUAAUUUCCUCAAGCCAUUGAAUGAUGAGAGCAAGUUAAAGUACAACUUUCUCCAUGAAAUCACCCACCUUUCUGGAGAGAAAGAACUAUUGCAAAUGAUGAAGGAUUUUGUUGAAAUGGUUGCUCCAAGGAAAGCCAAAUCAACAAAGAAGCCUCGUUCUAAGAAAUCAAAGUCUAGAACUGAAUCAAGUAUGAAUAGCAGCACUCUUAAUUCCAACACCCAUUCCAAGAAAGAAGAGGAUAUCAAAGCUUCCGAUGAAAUUAUUCUAACUGAAUCAGAGAUGGAGAAUAAUGCUAAUAUUAAUAGCUUUACUCUUAAUACCCAAAAUGUAAUUAUGUUUGACCUGAACGAAGAACCAGAGAUUAGAAAUCCUCCUAUCACAUCUGAUGAUAAUAAUCAAAUUAAUGUAAUGGAAGAAACUCCCGAUAUUAUUAAUCAAGAAAACAUCAAUGAAGUUAUGGUAAUGGAAGAAACAGAGCUGAAUACUUCUAUUGCUCAUUCAAUGAAUGAAGACAAUAACAAUGCUUCCGAUGAAAUCAUUCUAGCUGAAUCAGAGAUGGAAAUCAUUCUUGAGGGAGAGAAAUUAACUGAUGGUGUUGCUGAGGUUUCUAACAAGAAAAAAAUGGGAGAACAAGUGAAAAGUGGUAAUUUGUCCCUAGCAGAUGUUAUGGAGGAACUAAGGAAAAUACGAAACGAAAUCAUGACCAAGUCUGAAUUUAAUACUAAUAUUGAUAGCAUGAAGUCCGAUAUUAAUAAUAUUAAGAAUGAUGUCCACAAUAUGAAGAAUGAUAUCAACACUGUGAGGACUGACAUCAACAAUAUGAAGACAGAUAUCAACAAUAUGAAGACAGAUAUCAACAAUAUGAAGAAUGAUAUCAAAAAAAUUAAUAAUAACGUGGAUAGUAUGAAGACUGAUAUUACUAAGGUGAAGACUGAUAUCAAAAGUAUGAAGAAUGAUAUUAGCAAUAUGAAAACUGAUAUUGAUAACAUGCAAACUGAUAUCCAUAAUAUUAAAAGUGAGAGUAACAUUAUGAAUUAUGAAAUUAAAGAAGUUAAGAGUGAUAUUUCAACUAUUAGGGUAGAGAUAAGGGGUAUUUGUAAAACUACUUGUUGUCUCAAUGUGAAGUGA